This is a messenger RNA of Mytilus californianus (California mussel), 2714 nucleotides long. RefSeq lists its product as uncharacterized. Gene Ontology annotation, molecular function: protein binding. The record is from RefSeq and is a predicted model, not a curated record. The transcript is spliced from 5 exons. The coding region runs from base 576 to 2714 and encodes 712 amino acids. NCBI's taxonomy places the organism in Eukaryota, Metazoa, Mollusca, Bivalvia, Mytilida, Mytilidae.
AGGAUCAGGAACAAAAGAAAACUAUAUAUUUAAGAAAAUGGCAUCUAGACUUUCGCGAGAGGAAGAAAACUAUGUCAGGAUGUGAUUUUUGAUGACAGGAAUAUCUACUCGUGCAGCAAGAAUUGUAUUUGAUCGUGAAUUUGCUCCAUCAUGUUUGGAUUCUACACUGAAGAGAGAGACAAAUAAAUUGAGAAAACUUCAAAAUGAAGGAAAUAUAAACCAGUUCCAGUGGAAUUGCCUGUUCCGGAAUAAACCUGAUGUACCUGAUUCGAAAACAUUUGAUAUAACUCUAAUGAUAACAUUACUAAGACACCUGACAGACCUGACUCCUCCUCUACUUGGAUAUGACUGUUUGCCAUCUGUUAAUGAAAAUACACCAUCCUCAGAUUUAGCCAGAAUAAAAUAUUAUAGAAACUUCCUAGCUCACCUGGUUGAGGAGAAAAUAGAGGAUACUGAAUUCAUCACAGCAUGGGACACUGUCACUGAUGCUAUCAGUAGGUUAGGUGGACAACCAAUAAAGCAAGAGUGUGAUCACUUGAAGGUGAAAUUACUGGACCCAGAGUACUCAGGAAAUAAUGGAACUCAAGAAGUCAGUAGAGAGCUUGAAAAAAGCUAAUGAAGAUACGACAAUAGAAGUGAAAAAGUUAAAAACAUCUCAUGAAGAUACAGUACCUUGGAAUAUAAGGGCACUAAUUAAUGAGAUCCUUGUCGAGUGGAAGGACAAUGAUAAGAUGUUUAUAACAACAAGAGCUGCCAAAGAUGUACUAAAAUGUAUAAAGGAGAACAAUUGUGUAACUAUUACUGCUAGUUCUGGGGUAGGGAAGACGGCCACACUUCGACAUGUGGCAUUACAGAUGGCAACAGAAGGGUAUGAUGUACUUCUAGUGACAGACCCAGGUGACAUUGUCAAGUUUUAUAACCCAAUCCAGAAAACAUUGUUUGUUAUUGAUGAUUUAUAUGGAAACUAUUCUUUAAACCAGACUGACAUUAAAGUUUGGGAACCUUUCAUGGAGAGAAUCAAAAAGAUCCUUUCAAAAAAACUUUCUAAAAUAAUUGUAGCAUGUCGAUUACAAGUGUAUCAGGAUGACAAAUUUGAAUCUAUAUCAGUUUUCAAGUCAUGUGUAUGUAACCUAUUAACAGAAAGCAUGUGCUUGUCAAAAGCUGAAAAAGAGUCAAUAGCUGAGUUUUAUCUUCAAACAAAAGCUCAUGAAAUUACAGAUUAUUAUGAUUUAUAUGAUUGUUUUCCACUUUUAUGUAAAUUGUAUCCUGAAAAUCCUUCACUAAAUAUCACAGAUUACUUCCAAAAUCCUUUUACAGUGUAUGAAGCCGAGAUUGAUAAGCUACAGAAAAACGGAUUUUACAGUAAAUACUGUGCUUUGGCUUUAUGUGUCAUAUUUAACAACAAUUUGCAUGAGGCUAUAUUAACAGAGGAGGUGAAUGAAGAAACAAGAGCUAUGAUUGAGAACACAUGUGAGGCAUGUAGACUGGACAAAGGAACAUCAAGGCUUACUUUACAGGAUGACCUUAACUCAUUUAUACAUACAUUCUUGAAACAGCAACAAAACAUAUACAAAACUAUUCAUGAUAUAAUAUUUGACUUUCUGGUGUACUACUAUGGAAAGAAAAUAAUCUGCUGCUUGAUAAAGAAUGCACAUAGGGGUUUGAUAAGGGAAAGAUUUUUAUUACAAAGACAAAAUAAUGUGGAUAGAUUUGUAACAAUUGUCCCUCCUAAAUAUCAUCAAAUGUAUACACAAAGAAUGAUUGAAGACUGGUCAAAGGGUAAAGUCAAUGCUGUAUUUUGUAACAUCAAUAUGGAGAUAUCUCCGUUCAGAAAAAAAUUUCUCUGUUAUUUGAAUGAACUGGAUACAUUGUACCAGAGACAAUUAGCACAUACCUGUGAUGCAGGUAACAAUGAUACUGCUCUGUUAAAUUUAUGUUUUCAAAGGGAUAUUCCUAUCAUUCAAUGGUGUUUAAGUCAUGAUGUUGAUGUUAAUCAGUGUAGGAAUAAUGAGGUAACUCCAUUGUGUGUAGCUGUCCAGGAAGGUGGGACAAAAAUAGUAAAGAUGUUGUUAGACAUGGGAGCAGAUUAUGAUAAAUGUGACAAUAAAGGUUUGUCACCUUUAUAUGUUGCUAGUAAAUAUGGACAUGUAGAUAUAGUAAGGAUGUUGUUAGAUAUAGGAGCAGAUUAUAAUAAAUGUGCCAAUGUUGGUUGGCCACCUGUAAUUAUUGCUAUAAGAUAUGGACAUGUACUAGUAGUUAGGAUGUUGUUGGACAUAGGAGCAGAUUAUAAUAGAUGUGACAUAUAUGGUUGGUCACCUGUAAUGAGUGCUUGUAGAUAUGGACAUACAGAAAUAGUAAGGAUGUUGUUAGAUAUAGGAGCAGAUUAUAAUAAACGUACCAAUAAGGGUUGGUCACCUGUAAUGAAUGCUGGUAGAUAUGGACAUACAGAAAUAGUAAAAAUGUUGUUAGACAAAGGUGCAGAUUAUGAUAAAUGCGACAGAGACAGUUGUUCACCUGUAAAGUUUGCUUGUAGUGCUGGUCACACAGAAAUAGUAAGGAUGUUAUUAGACAAAGGAGCAGAUUAUUAUAAAUGUGACAAUGAUGGAGCAGAUUAUAAUAAAUGUGACAGAGACAAUUGUUCACCUGUAAAGUUUGCUUGUAGUGCUGGUCACAAAGAAAUAGUAAGGAUGUUAUUAGACAAAGGAGCAGAUUAA